AUACAGUGACACCACCUACAAUCCCCAUUUGGAUAGAUACAAAUUGAAAAUUAUCUCUACUCUCCACUUGUUGGCCAAUUUCAAAUUAGUUGCAGUAAAUCUUAUUAACGAUAUAAUUGAUGUAAUCUAGAAGACAAUAGUCCUAAUUUAGGUCAGUACAUUGAAUUUAUAGGUCAGUCAGAUAGAUAUCUUGCUCAGAAGAAGAAUUAGCAAAAUGUUGGUGAUAUUUUUCUUCCUCUUUUCCCUUGUUGGAUGUGAAAAACACGAAUGCCUGAUGAAUGCCUGUGAGGGUUUGAGAGAGGCUAAAUUCUUCGCUGAAGAAUUUGGUUAUGAGCUGAUGGAGAACAUGACAAACAAUCUUCUUCAUAACUUAGAAAGGAGAAUACGAUCACUAGAACAACCAGUAUGGGUUAUCUCCAGAGAUGACAAUAGAUGGCUCGAAUGCUCCAAAGGACCUUGCACAUGUUUACCAGAGACAAAAUCCAUUAGCUGCUGGCAGCAGAAUAUACCAUCCUUACCUUCAGAGCAGAUAAUUCCACACGAUGCUUCAGUUAUAGAUCUCGGCAUGAACAAACUUACCACAAUAAACAAAGAUGCGUUCAAGCACCUUUUGUUUUUAACAGAAUUGGAUCUGUUCGACAACGAAUUGGACUAUUUGCCAGAGUCGAUUUUCGAUGAACUCGAAGAUCUGAAAUACCUGCGUUUGCACAAAAACUUCUUGCUCGAUUUCCACAAGAACAUAUUCUGGGGUUUGAGAAACAUCAAAACGUUGGAUAUUUCCUUCAAUCGACUCAAAAGUAUGCCAGAAGAUAUUUUCGCUGUCUGUCAAGAUGUCAUCAUGUUGCAUUUAUCUGGUAACAGACUGAAGACACUUCCAGAACUACUGUUCAGUAACUUGAAAUAUUUGGAGGAUUUGGAUAUAAGUAACAAUGAACUACAGUCAAUACCUGCAGGUAUUUUUAGAGAUUUGAGUUCUUUGACCAGACUGAACUUAGCUGAAAAUCAACUGAAGGAUUUGGAUGAGGGUAUUCUAGAUACUUUAUCCAAUUUGGAAUAUUUGAACUUGAGGAAAAACCGAAUUUCUCACAUUUCCAGAAGAUUUUUUGGUAACAUGCACAAUCUUAAAAUUCUUCAACUUGCAUCGAAUAGAAUAGCGAAGCUCGAUCUAGAUACUUUCCAAGAUCUCACAGAACUUGUAGAAUUGAAUUUGGGUCAGAAUUACAUACUAGAUAUACCGGAGGGGUUAUUUCUUCAAAAUAGCAAAAUGUUAAAACUGAUUCUUUACUCGAAUUCUCUAGUCGAGUUAGGAGAGAAGGCUCUGAUGGGAUUGGACAAUCUUUCCGCAUUACUGAUAAACAACAAUCUUCUAGAAAACAUUCAUCCUGACGUUUUCUUGUACGCACCCAAUGUCCAAAAGUUGCAUUUAGAUAGCAACAAAUUCCGCUUCCUGCAACCUAAUACUCUAGAUCCCCUGAAAAACAUAACUUCAAUCAAGAUGACAAAGAACCAGUGGCAUUGUGAUUGUCAUAUUCUGUAUCUCGCGUUGUGGGUUUCUGAUAAUAACAAUAAGCUUUGGGAUUCUCAGCCAACUUGUAGAGGACCUGGCGAUCUUGGUGGUAAACUCCUGAAGAAUAUGAGGUUCCAGCAUCUUUGCGAGGGUCAGUGGGCUAGCAUGAUAAACUUAGCACCAAGGAUUCCAGUGAAAUAUAUCGCGGGCAAGGCUGGAGAAAACUACGAAUCUGGUGUCAUGCCGAAGGAACAUAGUGAAAAACUAUAAAUAUGUACCUUUGUAGAUUCACUGUAUGAGGUUCUCGAUUCUGUACGAAUAAAAAAGUUGGAGUA
Coccinella septempunctata (seven-spotted ladybird) is the source of this 1842-nucleotide messenger RNA. Its product is annotated as carboxypeptidase N subunit 2-like. Gene Ontology annotation, molecular function: protein binding. Bases 215 to 1777 code for a protein of 520 amino acids. The transcript is spliced from 8 exons. Lineage: Eukaryota; Metazoa; Arthropoda; Insecta; Coleoptera; Coccinellidae. The record is from RefSeq and is a predicted model, not a curated record.